AUGAAAUUAGUGCAUCGCAGAGGUUCAAAACUUACAGAAAUUAAUCCCAGAAAGUUGGAAUCAUCUUAUGGUUAGAAUUUAGAUCAGACUACUGAGAUUAAAGGAGACAACUUUUAUAAAACACAAUUACAGCUGAAACCCAUUAAAAUUGAAGAUUCAAAUUAGAAUGUCUAUUCAAACCACUCUUAAAACAUAAGGAGAUAAAUUCUAAAGGAGGCAGUAGCUUAAAACAGCAAUUACAUUAGCUUGAAUCUUAAGAAUACUACUAUCAAUCAGACUGUGACAAAGAAAGGUCUAAAUUUAUAGCUGUCAUUGACUAAUAAAGAGACUAAGGAGGAUUCUCGAAAUAUGGGCACGAAAAUAUCAAACCAAACUUAGACAAUCUUUUAAUCAAGCUAAACUAUGCCUAGAAGACAUAUUAGACCUUAAACUUCACAUAAAAGAAAUUAUCUGAUGAAUUAAACAUCUAUUUCUAAUGAUCCAUAUUCAGUAGUUGAAUCCUAGUAGCAGCUAAUGAAAGCAAUGAAGUAUAACAAAGGGAAUCAAAACAGAUCAAUAAGUACUAGCUCAUUAAGUCAACUUAAAGAUCUUUCUCCUAGCAAAAUGUUUGUUACUAGCUUUCAAUAUGAUGAAGAGGUUGAUUUUAAUUAGAAAAAUACGAUUGAUGAUAUCACUAUAGUGCACCUAUUUGACGCUAGAAUGAAGGAUAUGGAUUUACUAAAUAAAGGUUCAAUGAAAAAGGCUUUUGAGCACUUUAAACUAUAUAUCAAUACUCAUUCUAGGUAUGGUAAAUUAAAUCUCAAAAACAUGCAGAUGGGACUUAACUCAGCUUAUUUCAUCUCUAAAAUGCUAUAAAAAUCUCGAUUUUCGAAUGUGAAAAUCCUUAAUCUUUCAAACAAUAAUCUUUGUGAUGAUGGAACAAGGAUACUAUCAUACUACCUAAAUGAUAACUUAUCUUUGAUUGCAUUAAACCUUUCGUCUAAUAAUAUAACCUGCAUUGGUGCUAAGCAUUUAUUUGAGGCUCUUGAGAGCAAUUAAUCGAUUGUCGAUAUAAAUAUAUCCACCGAAAUAGAAAGUAAUACUCCAAAUAAAAUCGGCCCAGCUGGAGCUUAAAUGCUAGCUUAGUUGUUGUUAAGUUAGAAGUUUAUAGCCUUUAUUAAUUUGAAAGGAAAUGGAAUCGGAAAUAAAGGAUUUUAAGCGCUCUGUUAAGUACUAUAAAAUAGUAGCACUGUCCUUUCUUUGAAUGUUGAGAAGAAUCAUAUUUCAAAUAUAGGCUUGGAUAAGCUCACCUUAAUGAUGGAAUAAAAUGAUGAGCCAUUUAGGCUAUAGGAACUAAUAAUUGCCAAGAAUGACAUUGGAAAUCAAUCUAUUGAAAACUUUAUGCAAGAAUGCUGUAAUACGUCACAAAUUUUAAACUUAAACAUCUCUGACUGUUCCUUUGAUAACGAAAUAGCUCGAAGACUUUUUAAUUCCCUAAAGAAUGCAAGAUUUCUGAGUUAGAUAAACCUCUCAUCAAAUGUUAUCAGUUCUUGUCCAGAAUUUUUAAUGAAAGAAUUUAUCUUAUCUAAUUCUAAUCUUCGUAUUCUUAAUCUCAGCUAAUGCCAAAUGGGAGAUCCAGCAGCAAUAGGCUUAUUUAAAGGUCUUUAAAAGAACAAUAUACUAUUUAACCUCAAGCUUAGACAAAAUCUUUUGACUGAUGCUGUUAGUGAUCAUUUAUACAAUCUGCUCUAGUGCAAAGUAUCACUAUUGAAAUCAUUAGAUUUAUCUCAAAAUUAGUUGACAGAUAUUACAGGAGUAAAAAUUGCAAAUUCCCUUGAAACAAAUAUGAUUAUGAUCUCUAUAAAUCUUUAGGGUAAUAGUCUAAGGACAGCUUCUGGAGAAGCUUUUUCUAAGACUACAAUUUUAAACAAUACAAUUUAGAAGAUUAAAUUGCGAUUCAAUUUGAUUAAAUACAUACACAUGAAAUCAAUAAAUGCUAAUCUAGAUAACAAUAUUGCCAAUAAUCUUACCAAAGACAUUCCGUACAAGAAAGAGGAAAUUAAACGAAUGAAAUUUGAAUAAAAGAAAAAAACUGAAAUUACAUCAUAGAUUGAAUAGAUCAAAUCAGAUAAAGAUGUUGAGUAGAGUGAAAUUAUGGCUAUGGAAAAGGAAUUCUUAGAAAUUUAAUUAGAGGAAGAAUAGAGGACGAAGAGAUUGGAGGAAGAAUUAUAAAAGUUACUGAAAAAGAGAAGAGUCUUAGAUUUUGAAUUUGGAUUGCUUGAUGAUAAGGAAUAGAAAAUUUAAUGGAAAAAAGAAUAGGAAGUCCAGAUUCUUAAAUCUGGUAUUAAUGGAAUAGUUGGCAUGCUUCCUGUUUAUGCUAGAGAUAUAAAAGAAGGUCAAGAAAAAAAUAAGAAAUUAAGGAAAGAGUUUAGAGAAUAGAUUAUGGAUUUAAAGAGAGAAAAGAAUAUUGAGAAAGACAAGGAGGAAAAUUAGUUCUCAAUAUAUAAAAUGACAAGACGAGACCAUGAUAAUUAAGUAAGAGAAAUUGAAGUAGAGCAAAGAUCUAAAGAACUUUAAUAAUAAAUGAUGGAAGAAGAGAAGUUGAGACUAGCAAGUCUACCUUAGACAAAAAGUAAGAAGCAUAAGAAAAAUAAGAAAAAAGAUAAAAAGGAUAAGGACUCAGAGAAAAUGUGA
Molecule: messenger RNA, 2673 nt
Organism: Stylonychia lemnae
Lineage: Eukaryota; Ciliophora; Spirotrichea; Sporadotrichida; Oxytrichidae
Source: the annotation of a GenBank genome assembly